UUUAAACUGGAUUUGGGCAAAUUGCUUAUCCGUGGGAAAUGGCUACCUUUAUCAAGUGUGGGGUAACACCGUUUAGCAAACUUCUCAUCGCAAAACGUGUCAUAUCGCAAUUAAAAUCGACUGUCAGGAUGUCUUCUUAUCUUAUCGAUAAUCCUAAAUAUGCCUGGUUGAAGGAACUUGGUCUGGAAUCACAGAACAAAGGAGUAUAUUGCGGCGAAUGGAUUGCUAACGGAGAGGAAGUUACCUCGUAUUCACCAACAACAAAUGAGCCUAUUGCUAGAGUUACUCAGGGUAAUUCUAAAGAUUAUGAGAGAGCAGUGAAGGCAGCAAAGGAUGCCUGGCAAACAUGGGCAGAGGUGAGACCAGUGACUUAUACUAGUGAGUAUCGGGUGAGGUACAGGCAGUACAUAGAAUAUAUUGAUUAUGCUGUGGGUCUAUCUAGAAUGUUUGCUGGACAUGUAUUCCCAUCUGAGAGAAAAGGUCAUGCUUUACUAGAACAAUGGAAUCCUCUAGGAGUCGUUGGAGUUAUAACAGCUUUUAACUUCCCUGUGGCGGUGUAUGGCUGGAAUAAUGCAAUAGCUCUAGUCUGUGGAAAUACUGUACUUUGUUGCGACUUUGCGCUGACAAUAUGGCUGAAUUUUACUCUAAGUUUAUUACGAUAUAUUUAUAGAGUAGUGACGUCUGUGUUAGAGAAGAAUGGUAUGCCAGGAUCUGUGUGUUCUAUGGUGUGUGGUGGUGCUGAUAUUGGGAGUCUGAUAGCCAAAGAUGAAAGAAUACCAUUAGUGUCUUUUACUGGAAGCACAAAGGUAGGACAUAAAGUAUCCAUGAUGGUACAGGAGAGGUUCGGCAAGUUCUUACUGGAGCUCGGUGGAAAUAAUGCUAUUAUAGUAAAUGAUGAUGCUGAUAUAGACAUGGUGGUACGAGCCUCAGUGUUUGCAUGUGCCGGUACUGCUGGUCAGAGAUGUACCACAACUAGAAGACUGAUUUUACACGAGUCAGUUCAUGAUGAAGUGGUAACCAGACUGGUGAAGGCAUACAAACAGCUUAGAAUAGGAGAUCCUAUUGAAUCUGACACAUUAUAUGGACCACUACACAGUAAAGAUGCAGUAACAAUGUUUAAGAAUGCAGUGGCAGAAGCUGUGAAGGCUGGCGGUAAAGUGGAAUGUGGAGGGGAGGCUAUAGAUAGACCUGGUAACUUUGUACAGCCUACUAUCAUAUCAGGACUCGCUCAUGAUGAUAAGAUUGUACAUACUGAAACAUUUGCACCUAUUGUUUACACUCUUAAAUUUAAGAACCUAGAUGAUGCUAUCAGCAUGAACAAUGAAGUAAAACAAGGUCUAUCUAGUAGUUUGUUCACCAAAGAUCUGGGAAAUAUAUUCAAAUGGAUGGGACCAAAAGGUUCAGAUUGUGGAAUUGUUAACGUUAAUAUACCAACUAGUGGUGCUGAGAUUGGUGGUGCCUUUGGUGGAGAAAAGCAUACAGGUGGUGGGCGUGAAUCCGGCAGUGAUGCAUGGAAACAAUAUAUGAGGAGAUCAACUUGCACAAUAAACUACAGUAAAGAGCUUCCACUGGCACAAGGAAUCAAGUUUGAGUAAUAAAUCUCAUCAACAGUGGUGUGUUGUGAACUGAUCUGACUCAGUUUUCUCAUUAUAAUGUGAUAUAAAAUAAGUGACUUGUUCAACAUAGAAUACCACAUUUCAUACCUAACACAUUAUUUUCAUUAUGCAGCUUGUAAAACAGUAUGUUACAUGUUCUUCUUGUUGUGGCCAUAUGUCUGUAACAAAAUGAUAAACAUACUUGGAAUAGAUGAUGGCAUAAUUUUAGGAAAAGGAAAAAUGUUUUGGUAUGAAAUGUGCAGUUCUAUGUUUUAAGUAAACCGGGGUAUAUCCAGUAUUUGUUUAGUAACAUAUUGAUAUGAUAUUAAAUUGAUAAAAAGUUUAUGAUUAUGUAUAAAUACUGUAUGGUACACAAUGAUAGAAUGUAUGUUGUGUAAAUGUAUACCUGAGUAUGGUAGGUGUAUACACGAGUUAUGUAUGCAUUUAUAGAUUAAUAUAACAACAUUUAAAAAAGUAUUUUCAGUCAAAAUCAAAAGAAAAUUUUGAAAAUGGUUAUAUUCAUAUCAUAAAUGAUUAUAAGGGGUAAUGUUAAUGUGUACAUGUUUAUGGAUUGCAUUUUUGAAGUUGUCAUGGUAAUACAUAUUGAGUUUAUUUCAACACAAUUUAGCAAAUAUACUUGUAAAGAUUUCUUUGAUGAAGUAAGUCUUGUAAUAUUUAUCUUAAUGGUGUUUUAAGGGCUUUAAAUGAAAUGAAAAACUAGGUUACAAAUCUUGCAUUUCUUGACAUUACAUCUAGGAAAGUUUAAAUGUGACUUACUUAGUUUGUGAAUUAUUUUAAGAUGAAAGAAAGCUAAAAAUGUUUUGUUCCUUGAUUAUUACUGAAUCUCAGCGUAUUGGUUUGUGAUUGUUUUUGAGAUGUCUAUGUGAAAUUGAGAAAAGAAAAAAAAAUUGUGACUAGUGGAUACAGGAUACAAUAAGUCUGAUCAGAAAAUAUGAACAUAGGAAUAUGUUGGUAGUACUUCGACUUUCAAUACAAACAGUGUUUAUAUUGAAAGUAUUUUUUUAAAGCAGUGAAACAGAUGGACCAUUGUCUUUACAUUUAAGAAUUUCCUGGGCAUUAAGAUAAUGUGUAUGAUUUAUGAAAGGAGUUUUGAAUGGAAGUACUGGUAUAUUUUAAGUUACUUGUUAUGUUAGAUCAAGCAUGCAGGUGUGAUUGUACCAAAAAUCUACAAUUUAUGAUGAUUAGUUUUCAUAUCUUGAUAAAUUUCUUGUGUGUUACAUGUUUGUAAUCAGCUUUUGUAAAUUUUUCAACAUUUUGCUUCAGAACUGUUUUGCUUGGUAACUAGUCUAAAAUUAUGUCUAAAAAAAAAAGGAAUUCUUAAUUCGAAAUCUUGUUAAUGGUGUCAUACAAGAAAACUGUAGUGUAUUACAAGAAAACUGUAUUACAAAAAGUGAUUAUACCUCACUUGUGCAGAAUUUAAUCUGACAAAGACUUUGGGAUAUUUUUCAUGUGUAUGCAGUUUUACCCCUGUGCCAGAGAUAAUCACAGAGGGACACUUCAAGUCUUCCUUAAUUAAUUUGAUAGUUGCUUUAUACAUGUUUAUAAUUUAUUUUAUGACAAAAAAGUAUGCUGGCUAUAUUUGGUGCUGUGUUGGAUUUUUGCAUAAUAAUGCUGUUUUUGUAACAACUUUGAAGAUUUUUUGUAAAUGCCAUUUGUUAAUCUGGUCUACUUUUUAUUUUUCAGAAUUCUUGUCAUAAAAUUUAAAAAGAAACAAAAAAAAUGAAUAAUUAGGACUGAACAAUAUGUUUUCAAUAUGUGUUAGUUAAAUGAAAUCAUUUCUAUUUGUAUUGAAUUUAGCUUUUGCUUGAAGACAAUCAUAACAAAUAUCUGACACAAAUAUCUAUUACACCAAAUGUUAUCUAUAUAAUUGAAUCACUGGUACAUUAAAUGCAUACUUGUAGUUGUGAUCACUUUUUGGUCAUAUUUUUUUUGUAAUAGUUUUGUGAAUUUUGAACAAGUGCCUGUGUUAUUAUGGGUUUAUUUGUUUGGUUUAUAUGAAGGAUUUAUGUUGAUUGCUGUGCUAUCAGAAAUUUUGUGCUGUUUUUGAUAAUGAUUAAAUAUUUAUGUAUCAAAUAACAA
Messenger RNA from Ruditapes philippinarum (Manila clam), 3695 nucleotides. Its product is annotated as alpha-aminoadipic semialdehyde dehydrogenase-like. Gene Ontology annotation, molecular function: aldehyde dehydrogenase (NAD+) activity. Lineage: Eukaryota; Metazoa; Mollusca; Bivalvia; Venerida; Veneridae. The record is from RefSeq and is a predicted model, not a curated record.